GCGGAGGGGGCGGGAAACUGGUCUCUUCCGGCUGUGGCGCUCCGUGUGUUGUUAUGAACGGUGGAAGCCGAGGAGCUUCUGAAUAUACCUGAAGUCAUGAAGCAGCUGCCCUCUGACACGGUGCGCCUGCUGUCCAGCUCCCAGGUCAUCACGUCUGUGGUGAAUGUCGUCAAAGAGCUGAUUGAGAAUUCCCUGGAUGCUGGAGCUACAAGCGUUGAUGUUAAACUGGAGAAUUUUGGCCUGGACCGCAUAGAGGUGCGUGAUAAUGGGCAAGGAAUCAAAGCUGUAGAUACUCCUGUGAUGGCUGUGAGACAUUUCACCUCAAAGAUCUGCAGCCAUGAAGACCUGGAACGUCUGGAAACAUACGGCUUCAGAGGGGAGGCGCUGGGCUCCAUUUGUGCCGUGGCUGAGGUGGCUGUUACCACAAAGACAGAGGAGGAUGAAAUCAGCACCCAGUACACACUGGACUUGACAGGAAAAAUUGUUUCCCAGAAGCCGUCUCACUUGGGUCAAGGUACAACAGUGAGUGUACUGAAGCUUUUUAAGAACCUUCCAGUGAGACGUCAGUGUUUCUCCUCCAACAAGAAGUGCAAAGAGGAGCUGAAGAAGGUGCAGGAUCUGCUGAUGGCCUAUGCUAUCGUCAAACCAGAGCUGAGACUCAUGCUUGUUCACAAUAAGGUGGUCCUUUGGCAGAAAGCCAAGGUGGCCGAUAACAGAAGCGCCCUCCUCGCUACGCUGGGGCCCGGUGCUGUUGCCAACCUGAUCCCUUGCCACCAUCACCAGGAGCAACCAGAGAUUCUUUUGGAGGGCUUUUUCCCGAAGCCUGGAGCUGAUUACUCCUCUACGAGCUCAUCCAACCCUGACAAAACUUUCAUAUUUGUCAACAGCCGGCCAGUUCAGCACAAGGAGAUAAUGAAGUUGCUGCGUCAGCACUAUACUGCUCAGUAUGCAGAUGACCAAGCCAGAAAUCGAUAUCCCACCCUCAUGCUUAAAAUCUCGGUUCCACCUUCAUCGGUGGAUGUUAAUCUGACACCAGACAAGACCCAGGUUCUUCUUCAUAACAAGGAGACUGUGUUGACUGCAGUAGAGGCAUUGCUGGUUUCUCUCUAUGGAUUUCGGCCUAGCACUGAUCUCCCAGUCGACAAACACCUCAGCUGUGAGCCAUUUCCCUCACCAUCUAGUCCUUUGCAGACUGACAGUGAGCGAAGUGCAGAGACUGGUCACAGCAAUGAUAACCUACUCAAAGAUGGACCUAAGCAAUCGAGCGCUGACACCUCGCUGGAUCGCCAGGCCUCAAACUGCAGCUCUUCUUCCUCUAUAGCAGACGACUGGAUUGUAAAUCAGAUCCCAGCUGAUCUUGAGUCCAACUUUUCUCUUAAUGGUGAUGAAAUGUCUCAGACGGUGACAGCUUCAACAAGUAAAUCCCCAGAGAGACUUGUGGACAAUGAAGUGUCAGCUGCAGACACAAUCAAAGACCAAAUUUCGGCCGAGGACUGGAGCCGGGGGACUGCUCUGACCGACCCCGUAUCAGGAGAACCCCUGCAGCCCAUCAUAAUUCAUCAACCUACAAAGCAGAAUCAUUCUGACCCAGAUGAGGUCAAGAGUGAGAGCAGCGCAAGCAAAAAGACAUUAAACGCCAUCACGGAGAAGCGAGCUGCCCUGACGGCCUACGACCUGAUCAGCAACCGCACCUUGAGGGCACCGCUGUCUCCCGCUGCCCUUUUUGAGAAGGAGGCCAGAGCCGAGGUCCUGAGAGAGAAACCCACAGCCAGCCUGCAGGACAUCAGCAUCGCCGUCCAUGAGAGGUGGAAAAAUUUGAGGGAGGAAGACCGUAAGAAGUAUGAGGAGAAGGCAAAGAAGCACCUGGAACAUCAUGAACAAAGGACCAAGUUGGCCUCAGCUGAGGGCCUCAGAGAGCCUGGUGUGAGGAUCCAUGUGCAGGGUCAGAAACGUAAGGCCCCGUUAUCCAACCAGCAGCUGCUGGAUGAGCUCUUCGCCGUUCAGCCCCAGAAGAAGGUGAAGAACCCUGCGCCUAAGCCCUCACAGCCCCUCCCCUGCAGCGUGGCUGCCCUCCGGCUGCAGCUUCAGCGCCUCUCAUCCCAGAGCAGCGCAGCACCGCAGGGCCUCCGUCUUGUAAACCGGCUGGCCUCUCAGAGCGCCUGGGUCAUUUUAUGUGGUCAGAGGCUCAUGUUGUUAAACCCAUUUCGAGUGGAGGAGGCUUUGCUGUUUAAGAGACUUCUAGAGAAUAACAUACUUCCAGCAGCGAGACUGCAGAACUCUAUACAGUUAACAGAUGGAAGCCUUGGAGGAGCUGAAUACACAGAGGCUUUGUGCAACAUGGAGAAACAAAGCUCAGAGCUGAACGGAGCCGCCCUCUUUUCUGAUCCCAGGCUUGUGGCGAAUGGCUUUAAAAUCAAACUCACUCCAGGCGUCACGUCAGCCGAGAGACAUCUGGAAGUGACAGCAAUGGCAGACUGCGUGCCUUUCCUCGGUGUGGAGGACCUCAGGGAGAUCCUGACUGCAGUUCUUCACAGGAAGGCCAGGACUGUGCGGGAGUGUCGGCCACUGAAAGUCAGGAACUAUCUACAAGGUGAAGCAGUCCGACUUGCCCGUCAGCUGCCUGUGAAUUUAUCCAGAGAAGAUGUGAAGGAAACCCUCCUGCGGAUGCAACAGCAGCUGGGUGACACCAACCAGACCUGCAUCCACGGACGACCUUUUCUUCAGCAUCUGACUGACAUCCCUGCCACAGACCAGGAAGUAAAGGCUCUACUGAGACCUUUAGAGCUCUAACAAACUGACAGUAUCUAUAAAAGCAGCCUCGUUGUAAUGCAAAUGAUUGUUCUCAAUUUGUUACAACUGGAACACAUAAAAUAAACAUAUUUUUCCAUA
Archocentrus centrarchus (flier cichlid) is the source of this 2889-nucleotide messenger RNA. RefSeq names its product PMS1 homolog 1, mismatch repair system component (gene pms1). Bases 97 to 2790 code for a protein of 897 amino acids. Lineage: Eukaryota; Metazoa; Chordata; Actinopteri; Cichliformes; Cichlidae. The record is from RefSeq and is a predicted model, not a curated record. Gene Ontology annotation, biological process: mismatch repair. Gene Ontology annotation, molecular function: mismatched DNA binding; ATP-dependent DNA damage sensor activity; ATP hydrolysis activity. Gene Ontology annotation, cellular component: MutLalpha complex. The transcript has 13 exons.